Morus notabilis is the source of this 2786-nucleotide messenger RNA. Its product is annotated as kinesin-like protein KIN-13B. The record is from RefSeq and is a predicted model, not a curated record. Gene Ontology annotation, molecular function: ATP binding; microtubule binding; microtubule motor activity. Lineage: Eukaryota; Viridiplantae; Streptophyta; Magnoliopsida; Rosales; Moraceae. Gene Ontology annotation, biological process: microtubule-based movement. The coding region runs from base 273 to 2372 and encodes 699 amino acids. The transcript has 12 exons.
GCAGAGUAGAGCCUCCAUUACAUCUUUUCUUUUCUGCACCAAAACAAAAUCAAAAACAAAAAAAAAAGAUAUCUUUUUUUUUUUUUUUUUUUUUUUAAGAUAAGAAAUCUAAGUGAAGAAGCUCAGCUCUCUGAGUUUUGAGAUUGACAUUUCGUUGCUUUGGUAAUAUCAGAGAAGGAUUGGCUUUCUGUAGCUCUAAAUCUCCGAUCCGAGAGAGAUUUGAUUAGGUUUUUCUAGGGAGAGAAAGAGGAGAGAGAGAGAGAGAGGAAGAGAUGAAUGGUAUGGGGAGACAAGGGCUGAGAUCUGGUGCGACGGGGGUGCACCAUCAGAGGCAAUACUCCGACAACUUCUUGGAGACCUCGUCCAAUGGGAGGUGGCUCCAGUCAGCCGGUCUUCAACACCUUCAGUCUUCCAACGCUUCCGGUGCUCUUCCUCCUCUUCAGGAUUAUGGUUUCUAUGGCGGCGGUGGUGGUGGAGGAGGAGGAGGGCAGGGGUCUAGGAUGUAUCGGAGUUCGCAGAGGGGCUUCAAUGAGUUCUUCAUGGAGCCAACGACGCCUCCGAGCAAUUUGCGGAGGAAGAACGGCGAAGAUUUGCCCAGUGAGUUCAGUCCUGGCCUCCUGGAUCUGCAUUCUUCCGAUACCGAGCUUCUUCCCGAGAUGCCAGUUUCCAGCCUGUAUGAUGGUAACUUUUUAUAUAAUCCUGUUCGAGGUCGAAGUUUUGACGACUCCGAGCCAUAUAUUUCACAAAACAAUCAAACUGGAAGAACUCGUGGUUUGCCAGAAAACAGCCUCCUGAAAAGUUUUGCUGCAGACAAAGAGAAAGCCAGUUCUGUUGCGAAGAUCAAAGUUGUGGUACGGAAGAGACCACUUAACAAAAAGGAGUUGGCUAAAAAUGAGGAAGAUAUUAUCGAAACACAUUCCAAUUGUUUGACAGUUCAUGAGACGAAGCUUAAGGUUGAUCUGACAGAAUAUGUUGAGAAGCAUGAAUUUGUUUUUGAUGCAGUGCUCAAUGAGGAGGUGUCCAAUGAUGAGGUAUAUCGUGAGACCGUGGAGCCCAUUGUUCCUAUAAUUUUCCAACGUACAAAGGCAACUUGUUUUGCGUAUGGACAAACAGGUAGUGGAAAGACUUAUACCAUGAAACCAUUGCCUCUUAAGGCAUCACGAGAUAUCUUAAGGUUGAUGCACCACACUUACCGCAGCCAAGGAUUUCAGUUGUUUGUGAGCUUCUUUGAAAUAUAUGGGGGAAAGCUUUUUGAUCUCCUCAAUGAAAGAAAAAAACUUUGUAUGAGAGAGGACGGCAAGCAGCAAGUUUGCAUUGUGGGCUUACAAGAAUACAAAGUGUCAGAUGUAGAGACAAUCAGGGAGCUCAUUGAGAAAGGAAGUGCCACCAGAAGUACUGGGACAACUGGUGCAAAUGAAGAAUCAUCUCGUUCGCACGCUAUACUUCAGCUUGCUAUAAAGAGAUCAGCCGAUGGCAGUGAAUCAAAGCCUCCCCGUAUUGUUGGCAAGCUCUCCUUCAUAGACCUUGCUGGAAGUGAACGAGGUGCUGACACUACAGAUAAUGAUAAACAGACCAGAAUGGAAGGUGCUGAAAUCAACAAGAGUUUGCUUGCUCUGAAGGAAUGCAUCAGAGCUCUUGACAAUGACCAGGGUCAUAUUCCAUUCAGAGGCAGUAAAUUAACUGAAGUUCUUAGGGAUUCAUUUGUUGGCAAUUCACGUACUGUGAUGAUAUCUUGCAUAUCACCAAGUUCAGGAUCGUGCGAACAUACUCUCAACACGUUGAGAUAUGCAGACAGAGUGAAGAGCCUGUCAAAGGGGAGCAACCCAAAGAAGGACGUGUUGCCUCCAACCUUAAACCUUAAGGAAUCAACAACAGUGCCCUUAUCUUCUGUUUUACCUACUUCCUCCAAUUUUGAGGAUGACCAAGAUGGAAGUGAUGAUUUUGAUGCGCCAGAAGAGACUUAUGAGCCACCAAAACCCGUAUGGAAGAAGAAUGGCAAGCUUGAGCCAUACAACAUUCCAACUACCGAUGAUAAAUUGCGGAGACCUAAUGGUCAGACUCAGACAAAAUGGAAUGAGAUCCCUAGGAACUCACAUUCAGAUGAUGAUUUAAGUGCCCUUUUACAGGAAGAAGAAGAUCUUGUAAAUGCUCACCGGAAACAAGUGGAAGAGACUAUGAAUAUUGUUAAAGAGGAGAUGAAUCUAUUGGUUGAAGCAGACCAACCAGGGAAUCAGCUCGAUGACUAUAUUUCUAGAUUGAAUGCCAUUCUAUCUCAGAAGGCUGCAGGCAUCCUGCAAUUACAAACUCGUUUGACUCAGUUCCAGAAGCGUUUGAAAGAGCACAAUGUUAUCGUAUCUUCUUCUGGUCACUGAUUUGAGGUUGAAGUUUGGAUUGGUUCUCCUUGAGAAUAAUAGUUGAAAGUUUGGCACCGAAUCGUUUGGAUUUCAGCGCCUCAUGCCAUGAUUAAUUUUGCGAUUCUUUAUGUAUGUUUUACAAUCUCUACCAUCUCAGAGGUAAUUGGAAUUUUUCCUGGAUUAAGGUUCAACUUUUUUCUUCGCAUUAUGUUGUGCUUGUGAAGAUUGGUCAUCAUUUUUUAAUAGCCAUUCAUGGAUUCCAUGCCACAAGGCAUUUGUAUAGCUCUGCAUCUUUGUAAGUUGGAUUGAAAAGUGUUUGGUUUUCGCGUGGAGAUAGAUUGAUGGGCAAUCAUGUAUUUCUCCUACCUCAGGAUACACACACAAUAUUAUUGUCAUGAUUCCUUCUUCAAGAGCUUUUCAAUGCGUUCGUCA